ACAGGUCGUAAGCCCCGGCGAGGAAACCCGUGCCCGCAAUCGCGGCGGCGGUGAAAUGGUACCGCUGCGUCCUGGCGCGGUCGAGCGUCGCCAGGACGUUGAGCGGGUGCGCGCGCGCCAUGGAUAGCCGGCCGGCCGGCGCCGCCGCCGCCCAGCGCGCUUGGCUUAGCUUGGUGGCCAAUCGCCGCUUGCGUCUCGAGCUUUCCGCUUGGUGCGCUGGCUCGCCGCGAAUGGUUCGUUGAGUCAAAGUCAAUGCUCUCAGCCAUAAAAUCCCUUCAACCUCCUGCCAGCAACUUCCACGGAAGAAAAGUCUUAUGUACAGGGAUCCAUUAUCCUGGGUCAUGGCUACAGAGCUCAACAAAUCAAUGGAAGGGACCCUUUGCCACGAGUUUGAGACUGGACUCCCUGCUGCCGAGGUAUGGGAGGUCUAUGGAGGCCUCGUUGUUGCGGAUUUGAUCCCCCGGUUGCUUCCUGAAGUGUUCUCGAAGGUUGAGCUUGUAGAAGGAGAUGGCGGCGUUGGAACAGUCCUGCUUGUCACCUUUCCUCCAGGAACUCCAGGAUCACAAACUUUCAAAGAAAAGUUCAUCAAGGUCAAUAACGAAAACUACGUCAAGGAAGCACUUGUAACUGAAGGGGGCUUUCUAGAUCAUGGAUUUCAGAAAUACUUGGUACGAAUCGAGAUUAUAGGAAAAGAAGAGAAGACAUCGAUAAUAAGAUCAACAAUUGAAUAUGAAGUUCAUCAUGAGCAUGCAAACAACCCCCCUGUUAUCAGUACCAGUGGUUUAGCUACUAUUGCUGAGUCCAUCACAAAAUACAUCAAGGAGCAGAAGGGUCUUGAGUAAGCCAAGUAAUUAACUCUAGAAAUAAAAAGGACCAUGUUGUGUAUAUUUUUGAAUAGUGAAGAUAACAAUAUAUCGAAGAACCAUGUUAUGUUAA
This is a messenger RNA of Panicum hallii, 936 nucleotides long. Its product is annotated as S-norcoclaurine synthase 2-like. Gene Ontology annotation, molecular function: protein phosphatase inhibitor activity; signaling receptor activity; abscisic acid binding. NCBI's taxonomy places the organism in Eukaryota, Viridiplantae, Streptophyta, Magnoliopsida, Poales, Poaceae. Gene Ontology annotation, biological process: defense response; abscisic acid-activated signaling pathway. The transcript is spliced from 3 exons. The coding region runs from base 315 to 842 and encodes 175 amino acids. Gene Ontology annotation, cellular component: cytoplasm; nucleus. The record is from RefSeq and is a predicted model, not a curated record.